This is a messenger RNA of Meloidogyne enterolobii, 356 nucleotides long. Lineage: Eukaryota; Metazoa; Nematoda; Chromadorea; Rhabditida; Meloidogynidae. The record is from the annotation of a GenBank genome assembly.
AAUGGCUAAUACAUUCUUUGUUGUUCUUCCUAGUAAUGUUAGUGAUUACCCAGAUAAUAAACCCAAUAAAUACAGAGUGCAUCUCCCUAAGCCAAUAGAAUUUCAAGGUGGAAACUGGGUAUGUGGGCUCUACAGUAUCCAAUACCCCCAGUCAUGGGCUGCAACCAUUGGCACCGAUGUUAAACAAUGGAUCGAAAUUAAUUACAAAAGCAAAAAACCGAUUAGAACAGGAAUUCCCAAAACAACACAGUUAACACCCAACGGACUCAGCUUCUUUUUAAAACUUGUAUUAUCCAAUAAGGAAAAGAUGAAAUUAUUAUUAGGCCAGAAAUUAAUUUAAUUGAAGAUCCAAUUAG